Molecule: messenger RNA, 1738 nt
Organism: Cuscuta europaea
Lineage: Eukaryota; Viridiplantae; Streptophyta; Magnoliopsida; Solanales; Convolvulaceae
Source: the annotation of a GenBank genome assembly
CCGCACACAAGAGAAAGGGUUAAACCGGCGACCUGCAACAAAGUAAAAGAAAGAAAUAGAGAAAAGAAAACAGAGCGAGAGAAGUAAGGGAGAGGAAAAGACAAUGAACGUCGCCAGAGUGUAUGUAGUUGCUAGUCGGCCGGAAUAGUUCGACGGAGGGAGGAAUUCACCGGACUGAAGUCACUGAACCGUCUCCUCUGAACACCGCCGGGCUAUUUCCUUGGAGAGGAAGCGCCGCCUUGAUUUGCUGUCACCAAACGAACUGCUGCCGAUGAACGACACCGGAAUCUCCGUCAGACUAGUUCGCGCCGGAGGACAACCCAAGUCGUUGCCGCCGGACAACAGUGCUGCUCACGAACCGGAGGAAAAGGAAGUUGCCGGAGGAAGAGAGAAGCCGAAGUUGCUGCCACCGAACCGCAAACGCCAUCGCUGUGUCUCCGCUGCCUUGCCAGAGCGUCUGUCGCUAUCGGGAGAAGAUUUCAGAGCCGGACUCUGUCUUCUUCUUUUUUUCGCCGGUACGAAGGAGAUGACAAGGUGAAUUUGAAGAAGAUCGAGAUAGGAGUUUCGGUUAGGAGUUAUCGCGAUUUGAGGUGCUGAGUUGAUCAUGUUGAAGUUGAUUUCGAAAGAGAGUUUCCGCUUGAGAAAAUGUAAUUAGUAGAUAACAUUGUAGUUUAAUUUUGUUUUCAACACUUAUUGAGUUUAAUCGUUUUUGUAGGAUUAGCGUGUGCACUCGGUUAGAUUAGAGCCAAGUGUGGCGGUAACACUCCUAUUUCCCUUUUGAUUUUCCACUGCACAACUCUGAUGUUUUCAAAUAAAGUUAAUAAAUAAUGUUUUAUUUAAAGGUAUUUUUUAGUGGGAAAUUUGGGGGUGUUACAUUUCUACUCUGACCCAUGGGUCUGACCUGGUCGAGGCAGGUCAUCUGGAGACUCUCAAGUUACAGAUCACUCAACAACCCCUUUACCCUUCCAUCUUUUCCGAUUUAGUAUAUGUCAUCUGAUUUUCUAUGCUACUGUUUGUAGGCCGAAGUAUACUACCAUCGGGUCUUCCUGGCUGCUGAGUAGGAGAUGAAGCGUAUAGCCAGUGAUCGGGAAGAUAUUCAGGUCCUCCUUUCCGCCGCUCGGAAACUAGUUGCAGACUUGCAAGUUCGUGUUGAUCAGGGUGAGAAAGCGAAGGUUGAUCUGGCUGAGAUGGAGGAGAGGGCCAGACGUCGAGACAGAGAGAUUAGGGAUCUCAGAGCCAAGGUGAAAGCGGUUGAAUCCGCUGGGAUGCGGUUUGAUAAAUCAGAGGGAGGAAAUUCUCUCGAGCCUUAUACUGCCAAUACCUCCAAGAUCACCCAACAAGUCGUGAUAGAAUAUCAGCGGGGAAAAGGGCUGAAUAUCGCUUUGGAAAAUACCGCUCAGCAGUUCUUGGGACCUCACCUUGGUCAGUUCCUUCGUGAGAACAAGGAUCCAAUCAAGGCAGGGAUCGAGCUUCUAGAUAGCACGCCUGAAGGGAAAUCUUUCUUGGAUGUCCUGACGGAGACAAUUGUGAAGCAAAGUCAAGAUCUGCUUCUAGAUAGGAAUUUCGACUUGAUCAUGGAACACUUCCCCAAACCAUUUGAUCCUGAUGAGUUGGGGUUUGAUGACUUGUUCGGGAAUACUUAUGAUCGGAUCAUGGAGAUGAGACAGAAAGCAGCUUCUGAUGAUGCAACACAGGCAGACAACUCCCAACCUUGUUCCUCCCCGAGCGGCGAUCAUCA